CUGACGAUUCAGUCGCAACCCGAGCCGUGGCCUGACAGCAUGUGUACGGUUCCCAGCUGCCCAACGGAAAGGUGUGUGCAACGGUAUAACGGCGCAGUAGAACAGUAUAACAGCGCAGUAGAACAGCGUGUAGUGUAUUCGCAUCAUGGGCCUGCUCGGCACGCUGCGACGACUUAGUCCAAGUCCACGCAGCCCCUCGCACGGCAUCGAGCUGCAGCAUCGCAGUAAAACGCAAUUGGAUCUACAGGUUCCGGUUCCGGUUCCGCCUCCAUUCCUGACCACGACUCAGUCCUCGCCCCAUCUAACUGAGCAAACGUUGCAGGUGUGGCGGGCAUUGCCAGCGGAGAUUCGACAUGAUCCGAGCAUGGCGAGCUUUCAAAUGGAAAACAAGCGCGUUCACGGCUCCAUGGUCGCCGACAGCGAGGCGGAGGAGCACGAUGUGGAGGUCGAGCUGGAUGUGGAGGAGCCAGACGACCGUAAAUCUAGCUAUGCGGGCUCCGAUUUUCUGGACAUCAAAAUGAAGCCGAACUAUGACGGCGACAAGAGCACAGACGAUGAGGCGACCACGAUUCACUCGGAUCACGAGCCGCACGCAAAUGGACCCGGCAGCGCCAAGGCCGUGGCUCGGCGUCUGCAUCACAAAUCGAAGCGCUCCAAGGAGCAACAGCAGCGGGAUAAACGCUUGAAGAGAUGCUGCCUGCUCGUCAUCUGGGUCGUGGCAGCCGGCGUCCUGAUCAGCGUGGGCGAGAAGCAGCUGCUCGAGAAGAUUGUGCAGGUGCCCAAAGGGGAGAUUGGCAAAUUUUUUCAGCUGGAGCAGAAGCCCAUGGGCGACUUCUACCUGAGGCUGGAGGGCGCCUUCGAGCAGUCCUUCAAACAGUUGCAGACUGAGCUGGAGGAGAACGAGACGGAUAGUCGCAGCUAUCUGUUUGUGCAGCCGCAAUUGUCCCACAAUGGGAGUCGGGACUAUAUGGAUGUCUUAUCACCCUGGCAGCUGCCUUUGGUGCCGGAUGAUGAGCUUUUCAGGUCGCCCGCUGUGCAUCGCAAUCACACCUUUCACAUAACCCCCGAGUUGGGUGAGCUGCUCGCCCAUCGGGAAAGUCGCAUGCGUUUGCGCAUCUACAGCAAUGCUCAACAGGAUUUGGCUGUGGAUCUCAGCUAUAAUCCGUUGAUUGUGAACAAUCGCACUGGGAGCAUUCUAGCGGGACUCAUACUGCUGCUCUUCUACGGCCUGCUCAUCUCGGAGCAACUCGAUCGUCCGUUUGUGGCCAUCAUCUGUUCAGUGCUCUCAGUGACGGCCUUGGCUGCCUUUCAAGAUCGCCCCAAUAUGGAGGAGAUCAAGCAGUGGAUGGACAUGGAACUGCUCACCCUACUCUUCUGCAUGAUGCUGCUCAUUCUCAUACUCACCGAGACGGGUGUCUUCGACUAUCUGGCCGUCGUUUGCUUUGAGGUUUCGGGCGGCAAGAUCUGGCCGAUGAUCUAUAGCCUCUGCGUGAUCACUUGUCUGGUGUCCAGCUUGCUGGACAACAUGACCACCGUGCUGCUGCUCACACCAGUUGCAAUACGUCUGUGCGAGGUCAUGCAACUGGAUCCCAUACCCGUCGUCAUGGGCAUCAUUGUCCACGCGAACAUCGGCGGAGCUCUGUCACCCAUCGGCGAUCCCAUCAGCAUCAUCGUGGGCACGAACCGCUUUAUCAUCGAGAAUUACCCCAUCAAGAACAAGAAGCUACUGCUGCUGUCGACCGGUGUCCUGAUCUUCGUCAUCGUCUGCUUCCUGGUACAGUCGGUGCCCCGUUGGCGCACCUUGCCCCUCGGCUGGGUGGCGCUGCUGGGUGUGAUCCUGCUGCUGAUCAUGGUGAAUCGCGAGGAUAUGGAGCAUCUGAUACACCGCAUCGAGUGGACAACGCUGCUCUUCUUCGGCGCCAUGUUCGUGAUGAUGGAGUGCGUGGAGCGGCUCGGGCUGUUGGUCAGCAUUGCCGAGUUCACGGAGCACGUGAUUCUCGCCGUGAGUAUGGAGCAUCGCCUCACGAUGGCCAUAUUCGUGAUAUUGUGGACCACAGCGCUGGCCUCGUCCAUCCUGGACAGCAUACCCGUGGCGGCGAUGAUGGUCAAACUGGUCACCUCUCUGGUGGCCAAGCAAUCGCUCGGCCUCCCACUGCAGCCCCUCGUCUGGGCCCUCACCCUGGGCGCCUCCCUCGGCGGCAACGGCAGCCUCUACGGCGCCUCGGCGAACGUCAUUGCCGCCGGCAUUGCCGAACAGCAUGGCUACAAGCUCUCCUUCACGCGGUAUCUGAAGACCAUGCUGCCCCUGAUGCUCUGCCAGAUAGUCCUGAUGACCAUCUAUCUGCUGCUCGCCCACAGCGUCUUCGAGUGGAAUUAAUUGCAAUACGACAAAAUCAUAUAUAAAUCAAAUAAUAAUUGAAUAUUUCAAAUUUUUUUAACUAUUUAU
Drosophila navojoa is the source of this 2446-nucleotide messenger RNA. It is a transcript of the gene hoe2, whose product is annotated as permease P domain-containg protein hoepel2. Gene Ontology annotation, cellular component: membrane. The record is from RefSeq and is a predicted model, not a curated record. Gene Ontology annotation, biological process: transmembrane transport; arsenite transport. NCBI's taxonomy places the organism in Eukaryota, Metazoa, Arthropoda, Insecta, Diptera, Drosophilidae. Gene Ontology annotation, molecular function: arsenite transmembrane transporter activity.